AGAGGGAAGGGAAAUAUUGCAGGUUUCGACAUGGAGGAGAAGAGGAAGAAGAAGAUGCAACCGUCGCCUUCUCGCCGGGAAAAUGCGCCGGAAAACCAUCGCGUUCAUCAUAAGAAGACAAUCGGGUGCAUGUCCGGCAUUCUUCAACUCCUCUCUCGCCACCACUCCCGCCGCCGCAUCCCUUCUGCAGCAAGGAAAGAGAUAAUCGAAACCCCUCCGACUUCGACAUCUACUCCGAUCGUACAACAGCCGGAUUUCACUGGGAUAAAUACCGCACGGACGCCGGUGAACGCCGAUUUGGAAUUUUCAAGUGAAGCGGGCGGUUUAUCGAGUCGAAGUCCUACACUGCCGUCGGAGAUCCGGAGAUCGGGUGGAUGUUUUGAUCGCGGGGACAGCCCCAGGCAAUCUCCGGCGCUGGUGGCUCGUCUGAUGGGGUUAGAAGACCCGCCGCUGCAGCGGCAGCUGCCGAAGCCGCCUCCCGAGUCGGAGUCAGCGGAGGAGAAGAGGCGGAAGCUACUCGGGGCUCUGGAAAGGUGCGAUGAGGAUCUCCGCUCGCUCAAGAGGAUCAUCGACGCUGUUCGAGCGGCGGAGAUGAUCCACAUGAAAGAUGAAACAGAUUCGCCGAUCCAGGAGUUGAAAUUCCUGGAUGGAAACGGCGACCAACCUAGCCCCGUCUCUGUGCUUGAUGGCUUUUCCUCUCCUAAAUUCUGCGCUUCAGAAAAUGAGGAGGUGCAGAAUAAGUCCUUGAGCUCGGUCGAGGUGAGCUGCCAUGCCCCCCGUCGGAUUACGAUCGAAGGAAUCCGUCGCCCGCCAUCGGAUCAUAAGAGAAUAUUAAAGGAUCACACAGUCGUAGCAGAUUCGUCAUCGUCGGCAGCCCUUAAAUCCUUCGCCGCCGGCCGGUGGCGGUGGAGAUGGAGGAGGAGCCAGGCCAUGGUGGAAAACGUCGGGGAAGUUGGAGAAGAUGCAAUUUGUGAAGAAAGAAGAGAGGUUGUGAGAGUUGAAGUGGAUUUGGCUGAUGAUGUACUUGGAGAUCUCGUCGACCAACUUAUUAUAGAGCUGGUGGAGAGCUGUUCUAAGCUCUGCCUUCAAACGGUAAGGUGUAAGAGGAAACUGUGUUUGUAGUAUUGGUUGUGGGUUCAUCAUGGAACCAUCUCUGCAAAAAUUAGAGAUGACUAAUCAUUGCAAGAAGUCAUUGUAGCAAGAGCCAGGCUUCGUUUGGAAUGACUUUUUUUUUGCUUUUUAAAGCAGUUUUAUAGUACAAAUUUUUUUAAUUUUGUACUAAAAAACGGCUUUAAGAAACAGAAAGAAAGCCGUCCCAAACGAAGCCUAAGACACAUGUGAUUUUGCAUGAGUGAUGCUAUGAUAUUGUGGGGUGUUAGAUUUCUCUCAUGAUUCGUGUGUGAUUGUAGUUAAGAUGGCUAUUAGAUCUCUUUUGAUUGUUGGAUUUGAUUUUCAAUAUGAGAAUUGCUCUUUUCUCUUGCUUAA
Molecule: messenger RNA, 1485 nt
Organism: Dendrobium catenatum
Lineage: Eukaryota; Viridiplantae; Streptophyta; Magnoliopsida; Asparagales; Orchidaceae
Exons: 3
Coding region: 31-1122 (363 amino acids)
Source: RefSeq, a predicted model, not a curated record